This is a messenger RNA of Syngnathoides biaculeatus (alligator pipefish), 4189 nucleotides long. RefSeq names its product inaD-like protein. Lineage: Eukaryota; Metazoa; Chordata; Actinopteri; Syngnathiformes; Syngnathidae. Gene Ontology annotation, molecular function: protein binding. Bases 70 to 3768 code for a protein of 1232 amino acids. The record is from RefSeq and is a predicted model, not a curated record. The transcript has 31 exons.
AAGCGAACGCGGCAUUAAAGUGACCCCCCCCCCCCCCCCACCAACCAACCAACCAACCAACGAAACGCGAUGUUGUACGACGCCGCCGCGGCGGGUGACCUUCGGCCGCCGGACGCCUCCGCGGCUCGCGCGCUCCUCCCCGCGCCCGCGACGUCGCCCGACGAGCGCCGGCGGGCGGUGGCGGCGUUGGAGCGGCUGCGGGCCAAGCUGGCCGAGAAAGAGGAGUGGCGGCGGCACGGCGAGCGCGUGGCGGCGCUCAAGGACACGCUGGACAGUCCGCUCUUUGCGCACGUCCUCGCGCUGCAGCGGGCCGUGGCGCAGCUCAGGAAGCAGUUGAGUACGUCUGCGACGACGACGACGACGGCGGCGGAGGCAGCGGAACGCAGCGGCGACGUGACGUUUUCCGCUAACGGCGACCCGACGCUGAGCUCGGCCCCGCCCUCGCCCGAGCGCCUCCGGCGUUGGAUCGCAGCGGCUGCCGCGGGUCGCCCCACGGUGCCCGUGCGCCUGACUCGGCCCCAGUCGGGCGGUCUGGGCUUCAGCGUGGUCGGCCUUCAUCCGGGAAGCGGCGCUCACGAGGUCUUCAUCAAACACAUCCAGCCCGGAGGCGUGGCUCACAGGGAUGGGAAUCUGCGGACACGGGAUCAGAUCCUGGUGAUAAACGGGCGCCCCCUGGAGGAGGGCACCAGUCGGCGUCAGGCGCUCUCUUUGCUGCAGCAGCCCGGCGCCACGGCGGACUUGGUGGUCGCCAGGGACCGCCCGCCCGGGGAAGCGCCCGUCGAAGACGACGCGGCGGCGACGUUGGCCCACGCGGAGGAGAUCCAGCUCGCCAACGACGGCUCGGGUUUGGGCUUCGGCAUCGUGGGCGACAAGACGGCCGGCGUCGUGGUCCGCACGCUCGUCAGGGGCGGCGUCGCCGACAGGGACGGGCGCCUCCGCACGGGCGACCGCAUCCUUCGUAUCGGGGACACGCCCACUGACGGACUCGGCAGCGACGAGGUGGUGGAGGUGCUGCGGGGGUGCGGGGGUCACGUGACCAUGCUGGUCGCCAGGGACGCGUGCGGUCCGAGGUCGCCAGCCCCUCCCCCGCCGGAUUCCGCCCCCGUGUCGGCGCUGCCCCGGCGUCCGCCCAGUAAGAUGCCCAACCUGGACGGCUACGAGAUCCACGAGGUUCCGCUCGCCAAGAAAGAUGGCGAAAGCCUCGGAAUCUCAAUUGUCGGACACAACCCCCUGAGCAGUCAAGAUGCGGUGGGCGUGUUCAUCAAGCACGUGGUCCCGGGCAGCGCCGCCCAUCACAGCGGUAACAUCAGAGUUCAAGACCGACUCAUAGCCCUGGACGGCGUCAGCCUGCACGGUCUGAGCAACCGGGAAGUCGUCGACGCGACGAAGCGGACGGGACGCACCGUCGUCCUCACGCUCGUCCGCAAGAAGAACCCCCCCGCGGAACGCUCCCUGGACACGAGCGCUACCCGGCACGAGUUGAGUUCUUCUCAGGGGACACUGCGGAGGUCACCGGAGUUCAAGGGUCACUCUGUGGAUUUGGACACACACGACACAAGCGACGGUCCUGCCGGGCUUCUGAAGGCCAAGUGGCAGCAAGUUCUGGGUCCCAACUACCAAAUCCUGGUGAUCAGGUUGCAUCCUGUGACGGAAGACGAGGCCCAUCUGCGGCGGUCCUCCAAGCUCCUUCCCGUCCACACGCGUCGUCUGGGCGUCGAGUUGGACUCCUUCGACGGCCACCACUACGUCUCCUCCGUGGUGCCCGGAGGCCCCGCGGACACAAACGGCGUCCUGAGACCGGAGGACGAGCUGCUCGAGGUGAACGACGUGCAGCUGUACGGGAGGUCUCGUCGGGAGGUGGUCUCCUUCCUCAAAGACGUGCCCCCGCCUUUCACGCUGGUCUGCUGCAGGCAACCGACGUCCGACUCGGAAGCGGAAGGAGAACGCGAAGGACCAGAAUGCAGCGUGGACGACUUGGAGAUGAAGUUAGCGUCUGCGCUUUGCAGUCGAGCCAACGAGACGCCCCAGGAAGCUGAGCAACGGGACGCGGAGCAGCAGGUGGACGUAUGGAAAGAUGGAACGUGCGAUGCGCCGUCGUCGUCGUCGUCGUCGUCAUCAUCGGAGGAGGAGGAGGAGGAGGAGGCCCAAGAUGGCGUCGGCCGUGAGGAAGACGACGGCGACCUUCCUCUGUGGUCUUCUGAGGUGGACGUGUUGGAGCUGCACAAGGAGCCUGGCCAAGGCCUGGGCUUCAGCAUCCUCGACUACCAGGACCCGCUGGACCCGUCGGGCUGCGCCGUGGUGAUCCGCUCGCUGGUGGCGGGCGGCGCGGCCGAGCGCGGCGGCGGCCCGUUGCCCGGCGACCGACUGGUCUCGGUGGACGGCGUCCGGCUGGAGCGCGGCGGCCUGCGGCGGGCCGUCGACAUCCUGAAGGGGGCGCCGCCCGGCGCGGUGAGGCUCGGCGUACGCAAGCUGCUGGGGGGUUCCGCCUACGACCUUGGCCAAGGGCAACCGGAGGAAGACGAGGAGGAGGAGCUCAUCCUGGACGCCGGCCCGCCGCCGCAUUCUGACCCCGCUUGGCCGGAGGAGGGCCCGGAGAUGGCGGUGGACGACGAAAAGCAGCAGCAGCCGGCGGCGUCCUCGGCGGGAUCCGGAGCCGUCCGGGAGACUGGCCCAGGAGACGCAGGCCCACUUCCUGAUGACAUGGAGGCGGAGUCCCGAGUCACACGGUCCGUCAGCUCGCUUGACACGGAGAAGCGGAGCGGAAGAGGACCCUCCGCCGCCGGAAGGGGGCACCGGGCCCUUCCUGAGCGCGAGGACGGCGAGGGCCAGGAAACUCCUCCCUUCAGUCACUGGGGGCCCCCCCGCAGGGUGGAGGUGCGCCCCGAGGCGGGUCGGCCUCUGGGCCUGAGCAUCGUGGGGGGGCACCGCGUCAUCAAGCGGCUGAGGAACGGGGAGGAGCUGAAGGGGAUCUUCAUCAAGCAGGUGGCGGACGGAAGUCCCGCGGCCAGGACCGGGGCCCUCAAGACCGGGGACAAGAUCCUCCGGUAUAAUCGCGGAACGUCCGGGCAGGUGUCGGGCGUGGAUCUCGGCGCCGCCAGUCACCAAGAAGCGGUCGACGCCAUCAAGUCCGCCGGCAGUCCGGUCGUCUUCGUGGUCCAGAGUCUGAGCGCUCACCCACGAAUGCCGAGAAUGGCCCCGCCCCCUUACAGGCCUCCCGGCCAAUCGGAGCAGGAGCCGACGCGGGUCCGAGAGCGUUGGCGCGAUCGCUACGGCGACCUGCGGGGGGAGCUGCUGCGCGUGGAGCUGGACAAGGCGGCGCACGGCGGUCUGGGUCUCGACCUGACCGGAAACAGAGACCGUUCGGCUCUCGGCGUCUUCGUGGCGGGACUGCGGCCGGGGGGCGCGGCCGCCCUGGACGGACGGCUGCGCGUCGGAGACCGCCUGCUCCAGGUUAACGAUCGGGUCCUGGACGGGCGGAGCCACCGGAAGGCCUCGGCCCUCGUCAAGAGCUCCGCCUCCAAAGUCGAACUCAUCCUGCUCAGGACCCGGGACGGCGUCCGGCAGACGACGUCGCCUCGCGUAACGAGGACCUCGGCGAGAUCGCCGUGUCGUGUCCUCCGUCAGGGCGUCUCUUCGGCGGGACGGCCGAGCCCGCCCCAAGAAGACGACUCGUCAGGUGACGUCGCCGACGAGCGCCGGAAGAACCAGGAGGAGGCCGGCGACUCGGCGGACCGGGAGGUCGCGCCAGUCAAAGUGUGGACGGCGUAACCCGCCAGCGAGCGAGUCGUCGCCAUCUUGAGGAAACCCGCAGGAAGCGCCACGCUGGAGAAAUAGAAAUACACACGCACAGAUGUACUCACGCGCACAUAAACACAAGUUGUCAUGCUGUGAUUGCACAACACCGGUUGUGACGCGACUGUUAGCCGCGUGCUACGUUAGCACCGUCAUCGUUUUUGACAAGCGGCCAAAUCACGCUACUGCCUUUCACUCGUGAUUACGGCUUGAUUUCGCUUUUUAGCACGACAAGCGCGAGAGUCCCCAACUCGGGGUACGCCGUCGUAAUGCUAACCCGCUCACCAGCUAUAGUAGCUGGCGUCGUUAGCAGCAAGCUAAUGUCACUGCUGCUGUUUUUGUCACAAAAUCUUUGUGGAUUGUUGGAUAAAAUAAAAAAAAUAAAAAAAAAAAAAAA